Molecule: messenger RNA, 1169 nt
Organism: Pseudovirgaria hyperparasitica
Lineage: Eukaryota; Fungi; Ascomycota; Dothideomycetes; Acrospermales; Acrospermaceae
Product: S-adenosyl-L-methionine-dependent methyltransferase
Exons: 4
Coding region: 162-1070 (302 amino acids)
Source: RefSeq, a predicted model, not a curated record
AGGCAUUCACAAGUCACAAGUCGUCAUCAGUCAAACCCUCCGUUCGUUCGGGGAGCGAAAAGUAACGGGGACACCAUAAAUCCACCUAGAUUGCUCCAUGUUCUUCACUACCUGAAUAAUCUUCUAGCAAACAAUUUCUCUAUCCGAAUUGUGUCUUCAUCAUGUCUCCGCCACUGCAAGACGCUACCGAACGGUGCCCUUACAAAGCCGAUACGGACGACAAGCAUCGUGCCGCGUACCCCCUCGAGGCGGUCGAAGACCUGUUGAACAACCUCAAAAUUUCCGGCAGACAGGGCGCACAUGUACUCGAUCUCGGUGCUGGCACCGGUAAAUUUACUGAAGAAUUGUCAAGGCGCAACGAGAAGUUCAGUAUUCUCGCUGUGGAACCACAGAAAGACAUGCGAUUGCAGCUUGAGGCAAAGAAUCUUCCCAACGUCGAGGUCAAAGCCGGUCAUUCGCACGGGAUACCUGUACAAGAAAACGGUGUUUUCGAUGCGGUCAUUGCAGCUGAAUCAUUUCACUGGUAUGCGGACUCGGAAUCUCUAGACGAGAUAUGGCGUGUCCUCAAGCCCGGUGGGACUUUGGGUAUGAUCUGGAACAUUGACGACUACAAUCAAACACGACGAUAUCACGUCCAGACCGAAUGGGAAGGCAAGCUCCGUGACCUGACAUGGACAUUCGACGAUGCCACCCCUCGUUUCCGCCACGAGAAGUGGCAAAAGGUGUUCGACUCGCAGCUCAAUCUCUUGCCAGUGGCACUUGUGAAGAAGGGCAACUCCGAGUUCACGCUACCCAUAGGCAAGGAGAUGGAGAAGUGGGUGUGGACUUCUGAGUUAUCCAAAGAGGAUCUCUGGAAUCGAUACAGCACACUCAGCCAGGUUGCUGUUUUAGAAGGGGAGAACCUAACAAAAUUCAAGGAGACGUUUGACGCAAUCGUCGACGGCCCUGAUGUCGAGAAGACGGAAGAUGGUAUGAUACUAACACACGGCGUUACACCUAUCGCCUGGACAACGAAGUUGCUCGAUGGUGCACCGAUAGACUCGUCGAAAGACAUGGAUACUGCAGCAUAGGCCAGGCCACAGAUAAAUACAAGGCUUACGAUUUCGUCUUAAGACGUACUUCGUUUCAGUUUAUGUAAUUAUGUGAAGCGCAGAUAGAAGGCCUCGUCG